Molecule: messenger RNA, 1557 nt
Organism: Tricharina praecox
Lineage: Eukaryota; Fungi; Ascomycota; Pezizomycetes; Pezizales; Pyronemataceae
Product: alpha carbonic anhydrase
Exons: 2
Coding region: 165-1274 (369 amino acids)
Molecular function (GO): carbonate dehydratase activity; zinc ion binding
Source: RefSeq, a predicted model, not a curated record
ACGCACACUGGCUGUGUCCUAUACAUAUUCCAUAUACCCUAUUAGACUUUUUGUUCAUACACUCGACAGCUAGUCUGCUCGUUCAUUCACCUUAUUCACCUCCAUUCACCUUCAUUCGCCUUCAUUCCCAAUACCUAUCCAUCUUUCACCAAGUCAGCAUCAUCAUGUAUACCCAGGCAAUCAUCCUCCUCGCCAGCGUCCUCGCCACGACCGUGUCGGCAUCGUGCAUCCACAACACCUCCCUGAAGCCGCGGGCAGAAGGAGAAGUCCCGAUCUCGACCUUUGGAUACACUGGCACGCAAGGGCCGUUCAACUGGGCCGGUCUCGACGCAGCCAACAUAGCCUGCUCGACCUCGCAAGUGCAAUCACCGAUCAACAUCGACACCGCCACAGCACAGAAGCUCACGACCGCGCCAACCGUGAAGCUCAACAAUGUAGCCACCGCCGAAUUCGAGAACCUGGGCACGACGGUCGAAGUCCUCGCCACCGGCACGACGAUAAUCGGAAACCAGUCCUUCAACCUUGCACAGUUCCACUUCCACUCGCCCAGUGAACACCGCAUCAACGAGGAGUACUUUCCGCUCGAGAUGCACAUGGUGCACGAGGCCGCCAAUGGUGAUAUCGCCGUCAUCGCCGUCAUGUUCCAGCUAUCGUCUAACUCCAGCACCGAGCUGCUGAAGUCCGUCACCGAGAACAUCGGCGCUAUCAAGGAGCCCGGAACGGUAACGGAGACUGGCGCACUCGACUUCGCCGAGCUGCAGAAUCACAUUGCCACCUCGCAGCUGUUCACCUACACUGGCUCGCUCACCACCCCGCCGUGUGCAGAGGGCUUGACUUUCAUCAUCCCCCAGGAGCCCAUGGCCCUCGAUGUCGAGACGUUCAAUGCAAUCAAGGCGACUGUCAAGUUCAACUCGAGAUACACCCAGAACGGUCCUGGCAGUGAGAACAUCUUGGAGCUCGGCUGUAAUGCCGCCGACUCAGCACGCAAUGCGCCCCCUGCUUCCUCGACCGCCGCUGAAGGUGUCGCUACCGAAUCUGCCGUUGCCACCUCGAGCGCUGCCGCGACCACUGACGCCGGCACGACCGAAUCCGCCGUCGCCACGGAAUCCGCCGCUGCGUCUGCAUCCGCAACCGCCGCCCCCAUCGGAGAAGACGCCGCACCCGGGGCUCCGAUCACAGAGGAGGAGAUAGUCCACUGCAUUGCUGGAGCGUGCACGAACCGCCCGGCACGGAUGGCGAAGAGGAGCCGGUGGACUCGGUGGGCCAAAUACUAGGUGGAUUGGUAGCAUUUAGACCGAUCUGAAGGAGUCUGGGUAUUCUUACGUAUAUACUAUGGGGAUGAAGGUUUUUUUUUCUCUUUUUUCGGCUGGUUGUGGUCUGUGGAAAUUGAUACCCGUGGAGUUGUGAGCUGGGGACAGAUGGGAGCAUAAGAAGGGAUGAAUAAAAGAAGCUGUCGAACUCUGUACUCGUUUCUGGGACCUGUAGACCGAGAUAGUUCACAGACUGCAACUGUAAUUAGUGAAGUCACGUAAGAGAGAGAACGUCAAUUUAUCGUCG